GGAGGGCCUUCUUUUUAUAAAGCUAGUUGACUUUCAGUAGCUGAAAGGGAAAUGUCAACCCGCUUUUUGCUGCACGGUUUUUGGACACACCGGCUGUCGGUAACCCAUACAGACAUGAAUUUCGUCAGAUCUCGCCUAUCUGUGGGUUGCCUCUUCGGUCAGAGGGUACGAGGGAUGUGCAAUAAACUUCCAGAGGUCAAGCCAGAGUCCUCCCCAGCAGCUCCAGCACAAGAACCGCGUCCCUCAUUCAGACCCCCCGGCUGCACACCCUCCAACUUGGACAAGAAGAUGUUAGUGUGGGCAGGCCGCUUCAAGUCCGCAGAACAGAUCCCAGAGACUGUGUCCUAUGAGACGAUUGACAAUGCCAGGAACAAAAUCAGAGUGAAAGCUGCCUAUGCGAUGAUGGCGUUGACAAUAGGAGCCUGUGUGGUGAUGGUGAUUAUGGGCAAAAAGGCUGCUGGCAGAAAUGAGUCCCUGACUGCAUACAACUUGGAGAAGAAAGCCAAAUGGAGGGAGGAAAUUGACAAAGAGAAGACCCAGUGAUGGAGGACAGCUCUGCUUAUUAGUCAUAAUACAGUUGCAACCAGAUAUUUACAUACAAAAUAAAAAAAAUGCUCAACUUUU
Xiphophorus maculatus (southern platyfish) is the source of this 624-nucleotide messenger RNA. It is a transcript of the gene fam162a, whose product is annotated as protein FAM162B-like. Gene Ontology annotation, cellular component: mitochondrion. The record is from RefSeq and is a predicted model, not a curated record. Lineage: Eukaryota; Metazoa; Chordata; Actinopteri; Cyprinodontiformes; Poeciliidae. Gene Ontology annotation, biological process: positive regulation of release of cytochrome c from mitochondria; neuron apoptotic process; cellular response to hypoxia. The transcript has 5 exons. Bases 52 to 543 code for a protein of 163 amino acids.